This is a messenger RNA of Blumeria graminis f. sp. triticale, 762 nucleotides long. The record is from the annotation of a GenBank genome assembly. NCBI's taxonomy places the organism in Eukaryota, Fungi, Ascomycota, Leotiomycetes, Helotiales, Erysiphaceae.
AUGGAUAAUCCACAACCCUCGACGCCAUCAGGUCUAAAUUCGCACUCAACACCUCAUACCGGUACGUGGCAGCAUCCAAGGCUCGAUGAAAUUGUUAGAAGACAAGAUGCCACGAGCUUCCAAAAGCAGAACAUAAAGAGAAUAAUGUACAACAUUGGUGGUAUAGUGGCUAUUUAUUAUCUAUGGCGAAAGUUAAACAGCACAUUACCAUUAAUUAUCCAAAAUGACCUAUCAAUCAACCAAUAUGCUAGAUAUCUACUUUAUUUCCUACAAUCAAUUUUUUUUUACAAUAUUGUCACAGCCAGCCUUCCUCUUUUCCGGCAAACAGACAAUCUUGCAGAUAUACCUUUGACACCAGCCCAAAGAAAACUUUUAGGGCUUUCACCGCUUGCAACGCCUCCAAAAUUUAAUCCACAGUUCAGUACUCCGCCCAGAUACGCCCGAACAUCUACACCCCUUAGCAGGUCACCUAUACAUCGAGAUAGGAAUACUGGGAUAUCUACAGUCGAUAGGGACGUUAUAAUACCCGGGAGCUCUUCUGGAUCCCAAUUUUCACCACUGGGGAGAUUAAGUGGCAGUCUCAACAGUAAUCGAAGAUCUUCAACCGGGUUUAGUUCUCUUGGGCCGGGAUUCAGUGUCUCCCAAGAGAUACCCGGAUCACCAACCCCCAGUCAUUUAAAAGGAUCGGUACCUUUGAACAAUAAAUGGUUGUACGAUAGAGGUAGGAAAAAUUCCGGGCCACCAACACGGCUGUACACAUAG